UACGCCAUUCAAGCGCAUUGAACAACAGAAAACAUUGCAACAGCAAGUACGAACACGAAAGAACAAAUUAAGCAAAAGAAUGUCCGGCGGAAACGAUAUUUUUGGGAAUCUUGAUGAUUUCUUAGAAAAUUUCGAUGACAACUGUCUUGAAACGAGUAAACUAUCGGAUGUCGAAAACGAUUUUGAUCGUUCCGCCAGAGAAGGGGAAUCUUCUAGGGGCAAAGCAACCAUGGGAGAAGCAAAAGGAAAUGGUCAAAAGAAAAAGAAGGACAAGACUAAAAAAGUUCCCAAACAACGCGCAACUGUUAACAGAAUGUCUGCAUCUGUCCGUCCGAGUGCUGCAUCUGUUCCGCCCGUUACUGUGGCUGACUCUCGAAGUGCGGCGUCUGUUCCGGCGAGUGAUGCCCUAAUAUCAUCGGCUGUGCCUGCCACAUCGAAUGCCAUAUCUACACCUUUCGUUGCUCCAAGCAUACCAAUUACGACAGCUCCUCCCUCUGCUCCAGCUCCUAUAAAUGGAACCAAUGGAAUAAGUUUACUAGCUGAAAUGCAAGAAUUGGCGGGAAUGUAUGCUUAUUGCUAUUUAAAUCCCGAUCCUAUGGUGGCAAUGCAUUUAAAAAAUGACCGUCUUUACGCUCCAACGAAACGCAGUUACACGUCCUUGGCCAAUAAUUUCCAUCAAAAAUUACCCGUAACCUAUACUGAAAUAGCGAAGUUUAGGAAACGAUUGGAACAAGUCCAUGCAAAGCUUGCACAAAUAUGUAGCUUAAUUCAAGUAUUCAUAUCGAUACGUGCACAAACCUCAAGACGAAGUACUCCUGCGGCCCGUCGUCGUUCCAGACGAUUAGUAAAUACGGUACAGAACUCGACCGUUGAUUCAUCGGUUGUGAUAACACUAGAUGACGAUGGCCCGUUCAAUGCACCAGUACCAACGUCGACAACGAGCGGACAGGACAUUCCUGUUAUUGAUGUGGAUGCGCUUCCAAAUGUGAUAACAUUAGAUUCUGAAGACGAAACCCCACCCCUAGAGUCGUUACGUGACGAGGCCGACAACUCUUUUGAGUCAGAAAACUAUGAAAUGAGGAUAAAAAUCAAGUGGGUAAAUCGCAUUGAGAUGUUCACUCUUCGCAAGCAUCAGAAAUUUGGCGAUUUAAUCGAAAAACUAGCUACGAAAGAAAAAGCGGAUACUAAAUCCAUUUUGCUGAACUUGAAUGACCGCAUCAUAUACGCCGACGAUACACCAGACUCUAUCGGCUACAAGACAUUCCAAUUUAUUUCUGGACGCGUUCUACGUGAUAAUGCUCCCAUAAUGACGAAGACAGCAGCGUCUUCCAACGUGAACAGUAUUUCACUGAAGGUGCAACUCGCCAACCGGAAAGCGCCGCUUCGUCUGCAAAUGGAUAAAAAUCAAACCAUGAUCGUGCUGGUAAUCAAAUGUGCCGAAGAAUUGAAAUGUAAGCCCGAGGAUAUAAAGCUUUAUUUUGACGGCGAUCUGGUGGAUAACGGCAGCAAACCCGAAGAUCUAGAGCUGGAAGGAGAUGAACUUCUAGAUAUACGUUUGGUGCGCUAAAGGCGGGGUUUUUGUUUUAUUAUAUAAGGUUUGUUUACUAAACUAUAAUACUAUUA
Molecule: messenger RNA, 1623 nt
Organism: Anopheles coustani
Lineage: Eukaryota; Metazoa; Arthropoda; Insecta; Diptera; Culicidae
Gene: Rad60
Exons: 7
Coding region: 80-1567 (495 amino acids)
Biological process (GO): positive regulation of transcription by RNA polymerase II; cytokine production
Source: RefSeq, a predicted model, not a curated record